UGAAGACAUAGGUGGAUGCUGCAGAGAAAAAGAAGGUUCCAGUCCCCUGCACAGCUUCAUAUGACACCAUAGUAGCUGCACAAAAAGAUCCUUUCAUUAUCGCAAAACUCCAAUUCUUUCUGGCAAUUUCAAGAACUUUCAACCCCUUCUUGACAAAAUUCCAAACUGAUGAGCCAGUGUUGCCCUUCUUGGCCAGAGAUUUGACUGAGCUGCUGAUGAGUUUACUGAGGCGGUUCGUUCAACGAGAACUCACUGAGGACCUCACACCCCUGCAGCUGAUCAAAAUUGAUCUAACAGAUGAAAGGAACUUGAUGUCCCCAAAGAGUGUAGACAUAGGCCUGGGAGCAGAAUCUGCUAUCAAGGAACUUCAGAGCAAACCAGGAUUCAAGGUUGGUGAGCUUUCUGUGCUCACCUUCAGACGAGAAUGUUUGCAGGGCCUGGUUAAGGUUGUUGUGAAGCUACAGGAGAAAAGCCCCCUGAAGUUCCAAGUGGUCAGGCAGACAGCAUGUUUGGACCCUUCAAGAAUGCACAGAGAUCCUGAUUGGUGCAUCAGACAGAUGAAGGGAAUAGUGCAAACAUUCCUCCAGGGCAAACAUUUGGCAGGUGGCAUCCCAGCUGGUGAUGUCAUCAUUCAGCAGUUUACAUCAUUGCUGUCUCUUGAGGCUAGAGGUGAACAGUUCCGCUCUUUCCAGCCUUUCAAGCAACGUGUGGAUGUGUUUCUACACUUGACCCUCAGCCCAUCCUACAUGGACCUGUUGAGAUUCUGCCAGAGCGUUUUACUUCUUUUCAAGCCACCGUGGAGAGGGGCUUCUCCAUUAACAAGGAGGUGGAAACCUGUAACCUUCUAGGUGAAUCCUUGGAGGCACUGAGGUUAAUCUGUGACAAUGUUAGUAGCUGUGGUGGUGUCCUCAAGGUGCCUUUAACCAAGGACUUGCUGGCUUCUGUGGCCUCAGCAAGGUCCCAGUACAGGCUCUACCUGGAGCAAGAGCGUAAAAAGAGGGAGAGUGAUGCUCAAACACAGAAAAGGAAGGUCGCAGAGGACGAACUACAGGAGCUCAAGCAGCAACGCAAAGUCCUGGACGAAGUCUGUGCCAUCCUUGAAAAUGAUGCCAACAAAUUAGCUGAGGAGGCAGAGGGGAAAGCUGGGUCAAAAAUGGUUCAGCUAAUCACCAAAUCAAACACACUUAGAAGGAGACACAAGGAGAAAAAAAGAGGAACUGGUCAAAAUGGACAAAACUAUUGAGGAAAAAGCCAUGGAAUUAAGGCACUUGCCAUAGGAUAUUUUGCCCAAAAGUUCAUAUUAGGCCUAUAGCACAAGUGCAAACAAUAGUUCACCAGUUCAUGUUUCCAAUUUGUGAAAAUAAAACAGUUCAUAGAAGAUAUCAGUUUGGAAUGCAUCAACUUGCAGUAAAUUCCAGUGUGCUGGAACUGUCCAUUCUCUCCAUUGCACAUUUUAUGUUUGUUUUAUUUUCUAAGUAAAAUAAAUAUGUGCAAUACGUUGUCAACAUCAGUGAGUC
Molecule: messenger RNA, 1517 nt
Organism: Nothobranchius furzeri (turquoise killifish)
Lineage: Eukaryota; Metazoa; Chordata; Actinopteri; Cyprinodontiformes; Nothobranchiidae
Source: RefSeq, a predicted model, not a curated record